Messenger RNA from Penicillium alfredii, 459 nucleotides. RefSeq names its product putative 1,4-beta-D-glucan-cellobiohydrolyase (gene cbhB). The transcript is spliced from 3 exons. Lineage: Eukaryota; Fungi; Ascomycota; Eurotiomycetes; Eurotiales; Aspergillaceae. Gene Ontology annotation, biological process: carbohydrate metabolic process. The coding region runs from base 1 to 459 and encodes 152 amino acids. The record is from RefSeq and is a predicted model, not a curated record. Gene Ontology annotation, molecular function: hydrolase activity, hydrolyzing O-glycosyl compounds.
AUGAUGGAGUAUGAAAGCACUUACCAAAUAUUUGACCUGCUCAGCCCGGAGUUCACCUUUGGUGUUGAUGUCUCCGAUCUUCCCUGUGGCCGGAACGGGGCCCUCUAUUUGUCGCUAUGGACGCAGAUGGCGUGCCCACGGGAUCUGAAGUUCAUCAAUGGCCAAGCCAACGUUGAAGGCUGGGAAUCGUCGUCAAACGAUGUCAACUCGGGCGUUGCACCACUCGCUAUGCCGCCACCUGCGAUUCUGAUGGCUGCGAUUUUAACCCAUAUCGUAUGGGUCACCAAAUCUUUCUAUGGUCCGAACAAGAUUGUGGACACCACGUCUCCUUUCACGGCGGUCACCCACUUCAUCACCGACGACGGUACCUCCUCCGGCAGUCUGAAGGAAAUUAAACGCUUUUAUGUGCAGAACGGCAAAGUGAUCCCCCAUUCGAAAUCAACUAUUAAGCAGAACUGA